This is a messenger RNA of Linum trigynum, 1014 nucleotides long. NCBI's taxonomy places the organism in Eukaryota, Viridiplantae, Streptophyta, Magnoliopsida, Malpighiales, Linaceae. The record is from the annotation of a GenBank genome assembly.
GAACAAAAUUAACUGGGGAAGGAGCUGAAGAUCUAGGAGCCCAACAAGGUUCGAGGAAAGUUGGGGCGGCCCAUCCAAUGAGACAUGAAGGAAAGACACUAAGCUGCAUAGACUUUUUUUUAUUUACUUCGGAGUGAUAUCAAGAGAGUACAAGAGUAAAAGGAGCAAGUAGCGAAGGACCACUGCAGUAGUAAAGUUAGAAAGAGGUUUGCUCUGACCUCUCUCCUCGUUUGCUUUUAUGACCGUUGCGAGUCAAGCCCCCACUGCGGGGGAAGACCACUGCCUGAAGCCUCCCGACGGGUCGCCGACUGCCUCUCCCGUGCAGCCGAGCAAAAAAGCGAGGGCUAACUCAAGCACGGAGUUCUCAGGGCAGACAGAUAUGGAUAUGGCCAUCGUCACAGCAAGAGCGGAAGACGAAGAGAUGCAUAGCACGGAAGAUCCAAACGAAUCUAACACUGGAGCACCCUCCUCUGCCGCACUCAACUCAGGGGCGGAAAAAACCAGCUACAGAGACUCAUUCCUUGGAAACAGUCCACCGGUUGAUAUCCCGGAAGGCGACGACCUAAUGUCCGAUGAAUCAGAAACAGAGGAUGCUGAGGAUGAUCCGGACUCUCCGACCAUCCGAAUAAAAAAGAAAACCAAUGCCAAGAUCUGCAACAGAUGGCGACGUGCGAUUACUUUCAGAAUCCUUGGCCGAACCUUCCCAUUCGCCCUUGUCCAGAGCAGGGUUCAACGAAUGUGGGCAAAGACAGGUGGACUCAAGGUGGGUGAUAUUGGAAAUGGAUAUUUUCAGGCAACUUUUGUUCCCAGCUGGAUCACAAUCGAGCUCUGUAUGGCGGCCCGUGGACGAUCGAAGACCACUACAUCGUCUCGGAGCCAUGGAGACUCGACUUUGACCCCGAUUUCGACACGAUAAACAGAACGGCGGUCUGGGUCCGCCUCCCCCGCCUCCCAUUAGCUUACUUUGAUGAAGAACAUCCUGUACGACAUCGGCAAUAAAAUUGGAAGGGUGGA